Linum tenue is the source of this 911-nucleotide messenger RNA. The record is from the annotation of a GenBank genome assembly. Lineage: Eukaryota; Viridiplantae; Streptophyta; Magnoliopsida; Malpighiales; Linaceae.
GUCUCGAACAACAGUUUUCUCGCCAAUUCAUUCACUCUGCGCUCUGUUCCUUCGUCUCCUACCUUGGUGCUCUGCUAAUCAACAGGUGCGAAGAGUUUGCUUCUUGAUCUUGAAGUAAUUUUAGAAUUCGUCUGAUUCUCCUCCUUCUAAGAAUCUUAUCUGUGCGAUUUGGGGUUUUGUGUUCUUGAUCUUGCAGUAUUUUUAGAACUCGUAUGAUUUCCCUCCUUCUAGGAAUAUUAUCUGUGCGAUUUAGGGUUUUGUGUUCUCGAUCUUGCAGAAAUUUUAGAAUUCGUCUGAUUUUCAUCCUUCUAGGAAUCUUAUCUGUGAGAUUUAGGGUUUUGUGUUCUCUCUUGUCUUUUGGAACCCUGUGCCAAAUCAGAAACUGUCACUGAUCUCUAUAGAACCUCAGUUUUCUGGCAAAGAUUCGUGCUGAGCUCUUUUCCCAUCAUCUCCCGCCUUAGUACUCUGUUCUGUUCAGCAGGUGCGAAGUUUUUCCCUCCUCUGCUCCUUAUCUGUGGGAUAUAGUUCUCUGCUCUUUUCCCCCUUUUGGGCCGAGUUUAUGCUGAAUUGUGUUGAUUUUAUCGAUUUUGAUUUGAUAGGCAUGGAUCUUAAUCAACUGUUGGGGGAAAAGGGAGGAUCUAAAGCGAUCCUACAUACAGCUGCAAGAAGACCUUACUAUUGCAGAAGGAGAUGAUCAGGCUACUGCUGCUGACUCCGAAGGAGAUGAUCAGGCUGGUGCAACUACCCUUACAACCACUGGACCAUCUGGGUCACAAGCUGAAACCAGCAUUGAUAUGAAUUUAGAGCACCUGAAUCAUCUUCGAGACCUGCCCUUGAGCCGAAUACUCCAGCCUCUGCGCAUACAAACGCUGGACCAUCUGGGUCCCGAGCUGAAACCAACAUUGAUCUGA